AUGUGCCUGAAAGCAAAUUACGGUUAUGUACAGUCGAAGGCGGCCACUAGGGAAACUAUCGGAUGCAUCCGCGACGCUGGUGGCAACCCAACGCUCAUUAGCUUGGAAAAGGCUUCUGCUCUACAACAUCAUUUCGAAGCAUUGUGCACUGUGGACCCGGGCAAUACCGUGCAGGCACAAAGUACCACGACCGAGCGCCCCAUGGAUAAAAUCUUAAUCGGGCCACAGAAAGUUGAAAAAACUAUUGAAGCACUAGACAGGAACAAACCUGCAGGCCCAGACGACAUGCACCGCGCGAUCUUAAAACCAUUGAAGGGGAUCUUAGCACGCCCUUUAGCCAGCCUAGUUAUCAAGUCGGUCGAGACAGCCACCUUCCCAAGUGACUUUAAAGCGGCCAUAGUCACCCAUAUCUAUAAGGGGGCGACAGAAAUGCCGCCUUAA
This is a messenger RNA of Echinostoma caproni, 441 nucleotides long. The record is from the annotation of a GenBank genome assembly. Lineage: Eukaryota; Metazoa; Platyhelminthes; Trematoda; Plagiorchiida; Echinostomatidae.